Messenger RNA from Penicillium arizonense, 4239 nucleotides. RefSeq lists its product as uncharacterized. NCBI's taxonomy places the organism in Eukaryota, Fungi, Ascomycota, Eurotiomycetes, Eurotiales, Aspergillaceae. The annotation marks the transcript as partial. The transcript has 5 exons. Gene Ontology annotation, molecular function: RNA-DNA hybrid ribonuclease activity; nucleic acid binding. The record is from RefSeq and is a predicted model, not a curated record.
UCAGGGUCGGCCGAAGCAGCCCGCAACAACACUGAAUGGUUGAAUGAGCUAGGAAACAACACAAAGCUGGUCAAGCCGCGGUUCGGCAUCGUCGUACACCGCACCCCGACAGAGAACUUCGACCUAGAGAAUGCGAACUCUCAAGCCAUUCAAAGAAUUAUGGAAGAAAACGACCUAGCCGACAAAGGCUUCCAAAUCGAAGAGUUGGCAUGGCUUAAGCGGAAAGAUAAAGUUCUGGGGAAGUUUGCGUCGCUUGGUAUCUGGUUUGACUCUGCAGAAGGAGCCGAAUACAUCCUCAACAAUGGUCUUCUUGUUGGACAAAGAUAUAUCGGUAGCCAUGGUCGUGCAAGGAAACACCACGCUGUGGACAUUGUGCAGGUCAACACGAGCGGCAACGAUGCCCCCCAGGGAUCAGGGCUAGAUGCCUGGAUUGUAGCGGCGAACACCCAACUGGUGACCGACAGUUUGAACAUCAUGAAGUCGGGACCUAGGAUGGAAGCACUCAUCAACGACCACCAAACCCAAAACUUGGAUGUACUUCUGAUCCAAGAACCCUCGAUCACCACCUACCAAACACAUGUCAACCACAGCGCCUGGCGGCUAUACCGACCAACCCUCGAGACCAACGCAGAUCGAUUCCGAAGUCUAAUCUACGUCAACCAGCGAAUCUCAACGUCUUCACACCGGCAGAUUCUUUGCGAUCACCCAGAUAUUGCCGCCGUCAAGAUCUGGACAACCGACACUCAACUCCUCCUCUUUUCUGUUUAUAUCCCAUCUGUCCCGCUGUGUACGCCAGAUGAUACGUCGGCGGAACCAGCAUUCACCGCCAUCCAAAACACGAUCACAGCUGCUCUACGCGAUGGUCGACGAUCCACAAGUGUCGUCCUCGCAGGAGACUUUAACCGCCAUCACCCAAUCUGGGGCGGUAACCACAUCCAACCGCGACUUAUCGAAGAAGCAAGCGACCUUAUCACCUUCUUCCAUGCCAAUGGUCUAUACAGCUGCCUCCCCCGGGGGACAGCGACAUACUGGGCUCUGAAUGACCCCGGUAGGAACUCCACUAUUGACCAGACGGUGACGAACCGACCAGACCUACUCAUCAAAUGCCAUCUCUACCACGACAACUACGGGUCGGACCACCGUGCCACGUACUCGGAAUGGAAUCUCCAAGCUCAGUGUAAGCCCGCCACCAAGGCAAGGAAAGCGUUCGACCGAGCGGAAUGGAACAAGAUCGGCGAGGAGGUGUUGCGGCAAAUCGGUCCGUGGAAGGAAAUCAGAACACGACCAGCACUAGACGAGAUGGUGCAGAAACUCAGAGAAACAACAACCGCAGCCGUAGAUCGGUAUACGCCUGAUGUACGCCCGACUCCAUAUUCCAAGCGAUGGUUUACCCCGGACCUCAAGGUUCAACAAACCAAGGCCAACCAGCUUCGCCGAAAAUGGCAGGAAUCCUGUGCCCAACUUGAACGAGAACAUUUCUCAUCUAUAACCCUCUUCCGAGAGAUGCAAGAAAAACGCCGGGCGUGGACCCGGGCCAUUGAGAAAGCUAAAGCAUCACACUGGAGACAAUUCCUUGACGAGGCAGGGGAAGGGAAACUUUGGAAAGCGGCCACCUACAUGAAACCCCGAGAUGCCUGGGGGUGUACCCCAGCGCUGCAGGUCUGUACGAGCGAGCUAACUGGGAAUGAAGAGAAAGCGCAGGCCUUCCUGGACUCCUUCUUCCCCGAAAUGAAUACGCCCUGCGACAGUCUACCAACCUCAACACCACUAGAGCUCCCGUGGCAACCCAUCACUGAGCUAGAGAUCCAACGAUCUCUCAAAGCCGCUAAAGGAACCACCGCACCGGGAGAUGAUAAUCUGCCGAUGCUCGUGUGGAAACAACUAUGGGUAUACCUAAAGGGCAUCAUCACCAACAUUUUCAACACAUCUAUGACUCUAGGCUACCACCCCAAGCAAUGGCGGAACGCGAAGAUCGUGGUACUGAGGAAGCCCGGAAAGCCAAAUUAUUCAGUCCCCGGGGCCUACCGCCCGAUCUCACUGCUCAACACACUAGGCAAGCUUCUCGAGGCAGUAGUAGCCCGUCGACUUUCAUAUCUCACAGAAAAGCAUGGCCUGCUACCAGACACCCAAUUCGGUGGGCGCCCGGGAAGAACCACUGAACAAGCAUUGCUGGUACUCUUGAACGCGAUCGAUUGGGCGUGGUACAAAAACAAAGUGGUUACUCUCGUUUCAUUCGACCUAAAAGGAGCUUUUAACGGGGUCAACCAAACGAGCUUAGAUGCUUGCCUGCGGGCUAGGAGAAUCCCCACAGUCGCAAGAAAAUGGAUCGCAAGUUUUAUGAGCGACCGCUAUGCUAGCAUAGGAUUCGACGACUUCCGCACAGAGUUAGCACCACUAGCGAACGCUGGACUCGCACAAGGAUCACCUCUCUCCCCGAUUCUGUUCACAUUCUUCAACUCCGAUCUAGUCGACCAACCUGUUACCUUUCAUGGUGGCGCAUCAGCCUUUAUCGACGACUACUUCCGCUGGCGAGUAGGGCGCUCGGCAGAGGAGAACCUAGCCAAAAUACAGUCCGAAGAUAUCCCCCGCAUCGAAGCGUGGGCGCAGCGAACUGGGUCCUGCUUCGCAGCCGAGAAGACCGAACUCAUUCACCUGACCCGAAAAAGAGGAGAACACUUGCAGGGCCAUAUUACCGUGAAUAGCACGACCGUCAAGCCAUCGCCCAUGGCUAAGCUGCUAGGCGUGAUCUUCGACCAGGAGCUGAGAUGGAAGGAGCAUGUGCAACAAACGCGCAACCAAAGUCAUUAUUGCCUUGAACGGACUGCGACACCUUCGCCCAGAGCAGAUGCGACAACUCUACCAGGCAUGUCAUUCAGAACAGUGGCCACCACGACCUUGGAAGUGGAAGCACACGUUCUCCCCACCCACCUGCGUCUCCGCCACCGAGCCCAGAGGACCAUCGCUAGCCUCCACACUCUACCACGGGAUCACCCCAUCUGGAGUGCGCUCUCACGAGCCCAGAAACGCAGGAAUAAUAUCGGCUCGUACGCUCGCUUCCCGCUCGCGGAAGCGAUGAAGACCAUGAAUAUCGAGAGGCUAAACGAAUUGGAGACCAUCGACCCACGACCACUACCGCCGUGGCGUCUCGAUCCCUUCGCUGAGAUUGAGAUCGAGUCUGAUCGCGAGACAGCGGCACAGAAAGCCGAGACCACUCGCUCAACAUCCGACGUUGUUGUCUACUCUGACGCCUCUGGUCGACAGGGCCACCUAGGCGCUGCCGCUGUUGCACUCGACAAUAACCAAGUCAUACUCGAGGCGCAGCAGGUCCAAGUAGGACCGAUGAGCGGCUGGUCUGUCCACGUAGCGGAGCUCAUAGGCAUCUUCUACGCGAUCAGUGUAGUGUUUAGGACCGCCCACCAACACUUGAGAACAGCAGAGAGGCAACUAACAGCUACGAUCCUGUGCGACAGCCGGUCCGCCCUGCAGGCGGUUCAAAGCGUGAGAAACAGAUCAGGACAACGCAUCGUUCACGCAAUCCUCCAGGCUGGCGCCGAGGUUCUAGCGGUGGGAAUCGCCCUCCGCCUUCAAUGGAUGCCAGGGCAUUGUGACAAUCCUGGAAACGACGCUGCAGAUCGAUUAGCAAAGGACGCCGCCAGCCCAGGCAAAACCCGUCCUUUCCGCCCGCUCCUCACCAGAGAGAGGGCGUUCAUCCGUCGGAACAUCUACUCUCAGUGGGAACACGAAUGGAAAUCAUCCACCAAGGGUGGUCACUUACGAAAGAUCGAUAACACCCUGCCAGCAAGCUACACUAGGAGGCUAUACGGGAACCUGCCGAGAAACCGCGCGUACCUCUUGACGCAGCUGCGCACGGGCCACAACUGGUUAUCCAGCUACCGCAAGAAUGUUGGUUAUAGUGACGACGACCAGUGCGCAUGCGGCGCACAAGAAACAGUCACCCAUGUGCUGUCACAGGGCUCAUUGGCUGUGAGGGAGCGCAAGUCUUACAUCGCUGGGCUCGUGGCAGCGACAGCCGUGGUCACGGAAUCUCUGAAGUCCUUGUUUUCGCAGCUCUUCCCUGCGAGGAUUGUUGUUGGCGCUGACCCAUCCUGCAAAGCACCUUUUUACACUCGCGGGGCUCGUGGCAGCGAGGGAGCACAUUCUUACAUCGCUGGGCUCGUGGCAUCGACAGCCGUGGUCACGGAAGCUCUCAAGCCCGCAGGCAAGAGAGGGACACUUUGA